AAAUUAUGCUCAACAGAAACGGCUACAUGAGAAACACAGACAAAUCCUCCCGCACACUAUUUCAGAAGAGCGUGAAAAUGGAUAACGUCUUUGAACCAGCUCAUACAGACUUUUACCCAUUCAAUGAGAUGACAUUGUAGACUGGAGGAACUGUAGCAGCCAGAGGAUCUUCCCAUCAGAAUUACAACAAAGGCCCAAUCAUUCAUUCUUUUGACUGCUCUGGUGUUUCUCCUGACACACAAACUAUUCAUUUAUUUAAGCUCCAGUCAUCCCUUCUUAACUGACCUUUCCUGUUCACCUGCUCACUUGUUCCCCUUCAUUAGCCUUGUUGUGUAUGUUCCAGCACAUUUCCACUCAUUCUCUGCAGGAUUGUCCAAAUGCCUUUACUUUCUGGACUUGAUGGUUACCCUUCAUGAUGGACUCCUGCCUCUCUGCUUGACCCCUCUAGAGAUACGUUUCUUUGUUUUGGCUACCAAUUAACUUUUCUCUUACCUGAUCACCUUCUAAGCCCUCCUACUGUGAUGUACACCCUGGCAACUAGUGGAAUAGAUAUCUCCCCAAUGAAAAGCUUUGACCAAAUAGUGGAUUACAGAGCAGAGAAACAUGAACAUCUGCGAGGACGUAACAACGUGACUUCAUGUCGUAGCCCUACAAGAGAGCUCGACACAAAACGCAUAAAGACUGAACUGAAGGAAAAGAGGCAUCUGGAAUUUCUGAGGAGGAGAUCAGUGAGUCCUGAGUUGUCCAAAAACCAUUCCUCAAAGAGAAAAGUUUCACCAAAGACCUUUUCAAUGAAACAUCCCAGUUCAAUCAGCAAGUCAGAGACAUUGCAUACAAAUACACAAAAUACCUCUAAUGGGCGUCCAUUGAUGAUUUUAACACCAAACAGCAGCAUAACUGAUGGUCCAAGCACCAGCAAAUGGGCAUCUUUGUGGUCUGAAGCUGGAACCUUGACAAGGCAAGAGAAAGACCAUGAAGGGAAGCAAACAUCCAGCUCCACACCAGUACUCAAGGAAUCCAACCUGCACAGGAAAAAAAGCAAGGAUAAAAGAGAGAACUAUGUUCAAAAGACCAGCAUCAAAACAUCCACCCAAAAAGGAAUCCAUCCAUCCAUCCAGAGUGAAAAUAUUCUCCAGAAAAAGAGAGUACUAGAAAACAGUGUGCAGACAGACUCCGGUCUUGUCACUGUCAGAGAGUCAGAUAUCCAAUUGCUGGCUGACCUAUUGAAGGAGGCCCUGUGGAGAGAGGAGGUCGUGAAGAAGAAGUUGGCAGCCCUCCAGGGGAGCACGACCAACCUCCUGAAAUCCUCCACUGAAAUUUGGACGGCUCGCUGCAGUGAAGAUCUGCUGAGAAAUAAGAUCGAGGCUCUGGAGGCACAGCUGCAAGUCUGCUUGCAGAAGUUUCCAAAUGAUGGAGUGAAGAAAGUGGUGAUACAGAUGGAGAAGCAGAAACGGGUGUAUGAGGAGAAGGCACUGGAGGCCUUGCAGAAGGCCACACUGGAGAAAACGGAUGCUCUCAUUAAGACUGAGACACUGCAGGAAGAACUCAGUAUAGCAAAGGCAGAGGCAAUGAGAUGGCAAAGCCUUUAUGAAGAUCUGAAGCUGAGCUCUGGACAGCUUAGGGAGAACCAACAUCUCAGCAAUGACCAGCUGCAACAGCUGCACAGCCAACUGGAGCUGUUCAGAGCCAGAGAGGCUGAGCUGAUGGAGGAAGUGGUUUCAUUAAGACAAGAGAUGAAGGAGCAGCAGUACAACAUCUCUCUACUGGAGGAUGACAACCAGAUGUUAAGAGAGGAAAUCCAGCACAUUAGAGAUGCCAGCGAUGAGGCCCAGGACUUCAUGAUUCGGGGUCGACUGACGUCACAAGAAGCAGAGCCCGAAGUGACAGUAAGGAGUGACUCUCAGGUGGAGGAGCAGCUCCGUCACACUCAGGAGAAACUGCGUCUCAGAGAGAAAGAGUGCGAGGAGCUGCAGACAGAGCUGUGUGCCAUGGAGCAGGAGUGUCAGUCCAGCCAGGCCCGGCUGUCGCAGUGCAGAGACGAGCUUCGACAACUCAGCCACCGCCACAAGAGCCCGAGGCUGUGUGGCUCCUGGUGGAAGGUGUGGGUUUUCCUCCUCCUAUUACUUGCUGUGACUCAGGUUGCCAUGUUGUGGCUGUGGUAUCCUUCUUUCAGGGAGCAAGUUGAAAACCUGUACGCGGACAUAGAGACACGCAUUGAAGACUAUCUCAUAGAAAUGUCCUCACCUCAACACCCGAGCUGUUUCAGACCAGUAUGAUCAAUCUUAACUAUUAGUUUUGUUCCUUUUUAUUUUUUUAAAGAAACACUCAUGUAAAAUCUAGCUUCUUGAUUGUUUUGUUUUUGACUUGUAACUUAAUGUGUGUGUGACUUUAACAUGUUUAAAAUGUUUGCACAAGGUUCAAAUGCAAGUGAAGACUUUCAAGGUUUCUAGUGUGUUUAACAAUGAGAACAUCAUAAAGCACACAAACUGGCUGUCGUAUUAUUGGUCUAUAACAAACUGAGUCAAUAACAUCAACAAAAUAUUUAGGAGGGCGUAUAGACAAAAGGUAUCAGUUGUACUGUAAAACACAAGUACCAGCUUGAAAAAAGAAAAGAAGCACAAAAAACACAGUAAGCCUCUAAAGUGUUGUGGUGAUGGAACUUUAGCACCAAAGAGAAGUUAAUAUUUUAACAAAUAAAUAUUUUUACUACAAAAAACUGA
This is a messenger RNA of Labrus bergylta (ballan wrasse), 2720 nucleotides long. It is a transcript of the gene traf3ip3, whose product is annotated as TRAF3 interacting protein 3. The record is from RefSeq and is a predicted model, not a curated record. Lineage: Eukaryota; Metazoa; Chordata; Actinopteri; Labriformes; Labridae.